AUGCCACCCCUCCGCACUCUCUUCCUGUGGUCCCAUUUUAUAUUAGUGGUCUUUCUUUCGCCCUCUGCAGGCACCGUGUGGUUAAAUGUGCUGAGGGGACCACUGGAGGUAUUGGGUGGCGCGGUCACUGGUGUGGCCCUAGGGUACUUUCUACGUUACUUCCCCAGCAGAGACCAGGGAAAUCUCGUGCUGAAGCGUUCCUUCCUGUUGUUGGGGCUGGCCGUGUUUGCUUUGUUUGGCUGUAACGUGGCUGGGAUUCCUGGCGCAGGAGGACUCUGUUCGCUGGUGCUGACGUUUGUGGCUGGAAUAGGCUGGGGGAAUGCUAAGGCUCCAGUGGAAGCAGUGGUGGAGAGGUUUUGGCAUGUGUUCCAGCCUCUUCUCUUUGGUCUCAUCGGCGCUGAGGUUAUCAUUACAUCUUUGGAGGUCACGACUGUGUUUCUGGGUAUAGCAGCCCUGUUCAUCGCACUCACGGUACGCCUGCUUAUCACUUUUGUUGUGGUACUGCGAGCCGGCUUUAACCUGAAAGAGAAAGUCUUCAUCACUCUAGCCUGGAUGCCUAAAGCAACAGUACAGGCUGCUAUAGGCUCUACAGCUCUGGACAUGGCGCGCUCCAAGAAUGACCUUGAGCUGCAGAAGUAUGGCAUGGACGUCCUCACUGUGGCUGUGCUGUCCAUUCUCAUCACCGCUCCUGUUGGAGCGCUCCUCAUCAGCCUGCUCGGUCCUCGACUCCUGCAGAAACCAAAGAACACUGAGUGGGCGGUCAGCCAAGGUGCUUUAUCUGCAUUGGGGACCCCGGUGACUUACGAGAGUGCCCUGUGAUGUUUCUGGAAUGCUUCUGGGAAGUGACAACCCGACAUCCAAGGCUGCUGAUUAUCCUUUUUGUCUUCAAAGUGGAUUCUCAAACUCAUUGCUGCGACCCUCUGAAGUCAGACUGCAAAAGUGACAGGCAAUGUUUUUUUAAAUGAAGGAACCCAACUCUCAUUUUUUACCUUCCAAGGUGGAUGAAAACACUAUUAUUUUUUUCUAACUGGCUUACGUUUGUGUUGAUAGUAUUUCUUACAUUAGAUAUAUUACAGAUGAGUCUGCAGUGACUGCAUGUCAGCGUUACUGAAAGUCGUGUAGUGGUCAGUGCCGGCAUGACUGUGUUCGUAAUGGAAUAUACCCUUCUAUAUUAUACCCUUCUAUAUGAAGCCCUUCUAUAUUUUUAUAUUUAU
Molecule: messenger RNA, 1214 nt
Organism: Sinocyclocheilus rhinocerous
Lineage: Eukaryota; Metazoa; Chordata; Actinopteri; Cypriniformes; Cyprinidae
Product: mitochondrial sodium/hydrogen exchanger 9B2-like
Exons: 7
Coding region: 1-819 (272 amino acids)
Source: RefSeq, a predicted model, not a curated record